CACCUAAUGAUUGGCAUUCCUGUGCACAGUAUGCUUUGGCCAUAUGGAAUUCAGAAGAACCAACAUUAUAUGUUUCUCACAAUGCACAUAGUCGUUUUGAUGCUGAAGCAUCAGGUUGGGGAUUUCAACAGUUUUGCGAACAGCGUAAUUUAUUUGUUCCAAUGAAAAACAGAAAUCGUCCUCUAAUCGAAAAUGAUUCAUGUAAUAUCACUGCUUUCGUUCGUAUUACUAAGGACCAAACUGGCUAUCUUUGGCAUACUUUUAAAAAUUAUGACUCAAAAAAAGAAACUGGUUGUAUUAUCCUAAAGAAUGAGGGAACAACUGGUUAUAUGAAUGCUACGUUACAAUUGUUAUUCAACUUGACCUGUUUUCGUAAGGCAGUGUACCAAAUUCCUAUGGAUUGUGACAAAUCAGAUAAAAGCGUUCCGUUUGCACUACAAAAUAUUUUCUAUCAAAUGCAAACAUCAAAUACUACAGUUAGAACAACGGAAUUAAUGAAAUCUUUUGGAUGGGAUUCAAUAAACUCUUUUAUGCAGCACGAUGCCCAUGAGUUUAACAGAGUAUUACUAAAUAAUUUAGAAAAUAAAAUUAAA
This is a messenger RNA of Racocetra persica, 593 nucleotides long. NCBI's taxonomy places the organism in Eukaryota, Fungi, Glomeromycota, Glomeromycetes, Diversisporales, Gigasporaceae. The record is from the annotation of a GenBank genome assembly.